UGAAGAACUGCUUGCCAGUAUUUUCUCCACGUAAGAGGUUUUUCUUUAAAAACUUAAAAAAAAAUACUGAAAGCAUUGAAAAAUGAUGAAAAUUGCAUUUUUCUUUGCUGUGUUGUUCUUACUGGAUCUCUCCACUUGCUGUGAUGCUUAUCCACAACAUCCCUUGCCUGACAUAGAAGAUGCAAAGUUCAUUGAAGACUGCGUGAGAGGUCACAACAAGUUUCGAUCCAAAGUGAACCCACCAGCCAGCAAUAUGUUUCGCAUGUCCUGGGAUGCUGCUUUAGCUAAGACUGCAAAAGCGUGGGCAAAGAAGUGCAAGUUUAAGCACAAUAUCUACCUUAAAAUGCCGGGAAAGGUGCACCCCACCUUUACUCCUGUUGGAGAAAACAUCUGGACUGGCAUAGCCACCAUCUUCUCUGUGGAGGCGGCUCUCAGUGACUGGUUUAAUGAAGUCAGCAGCUAUGAUUUCAGCACUCAUAGCUGUACUGACAUGUGUGGUCACUACACCCAGGUCGUUUGGGCAGAGAGUUACAAAGUUGGCUGUGCAGUUCAUUUCUGUGAUACAGUUGAAAAUUUUCCAGGACUCUAUCAAGCAGCACAUUUUGUUUGCAACUAUGGGCCAGCAGGGAAUUAUCCAAGAAAACCAUAUAAAGCAGGACAACCAUGCAGUGGAUGCAGUAACAGGAAGUGUGUACACAACCUCUGUGAAAAUGCAGAACGUGAGAAGCUGAUAAAUUAUGCCUACUGGUAUCCGGACUGGGAUACACAGCCUCAGCCACCGCGGCCCCGUCCCCCCAGGCCUCCCGCGCCCCCAUAUAUGCCACCUGCUGAGCAUCCACAUCCCACUUGUGACCAAUACUGUCUUAGUGUUUCAAUUUUAAGGCCACUGUUUCUGGUACUGAGUGCUGGUGCUGUUCUUUUAGUACAACAGCGGUUUCCACACACAUUUUUUUAUGAGUAA
Molecule: messenger RNA, 961 nt
Organism: Mesitornis unicolor (brown roatelo)
Lineage: Eukaryota; Metazoa; Chordata; Aves; Mesitornithiformes; Mesitornithidae
Product: glioma pathogenesis-related protein 1-like
Exons: 6
Coding region: 83-961 (292 amino acids)
Cellular component (GO): extracellular region
Source: RefSeq, a predicted model, not a curated record